CCUGGGGAUGCUCCACGCAGCUGGAACGUGAGAGUGGCCGGGCAGGGGAAAGUGGGCUGCUGUUUCUGGAGAAGGGUUAAUUAGGCUGAGCAAGCUCCACCGGGGCGACGCUUUUUUGCCUCCGCCGUCAUCGCGGACUCACUCGGUCGGGGAGCUCCAGGGCAGCAGCCGGCAGGCCGCCUUGUUCCUUGGGCGUGAUGGCGCCGCCCUGCCUGGGCUACCCCGCAGGGGCGCAGGGGAGCGCAUUUCCCGGGAGUGCCUCCCGUGGUGACGCCCGGCACACAGCGACAGAGGCUGGCCGCCCAGGCUUCUGGAAGAGCCAGCGACCGAGACCUUCUCCCCAAGGGGAUAUGUAAACACACAGAACUCCUCCUUGGUUUCUAGCCGAGCGAGCAAUAUGCCUGAACAAAGUAAUGAUUACCGAGUGGUCGUGUUUGGAGCUGCAGGGGUUGGCAAGAGUUCUCUGGUUCUCCGCUUUGUGAGGGGAACCUUCCGGGAGACGUACAUUCCCACCGUCGAGGACACGUACCGCCAGGUGAUCAGCUGCGACAAGAGCAUCUGCACCCUUCAGAUCACAGAUACCACCGGGAGCCACCAGUUCCCAGCCAUGCAGAGACUGUCCAUCUCCAAAGGCCACGCCUUCAUGUUGGUUUACUCUGUGACCAGCCGGCAGUCCAUCGAAGAGCUUCAGCCCAUCUACGAGCAGAUCUGCCAGAUCAAAGGAGACAUCCAGAAGGUCCCGAUCAUGUUGGUGGGGAACAAGAGCGACGACUCGCAGAGGGAAGUGCAGGCCAGCGAAGGGGAGGUCCUGGCCACCAAGUGGAAAUGCUCCUUCAUGGAGACGUCGGCCAAAAUGAACUACAACGUGCAGGAGCUUUUCCAAGAGCUCUUGAAUUUGGAGAAGAGGAGAAGCGUCAGCCUCCAGGUGGAUGGUAAGAAAUCCAAGCAGCAGCGCAAGAAGGAUAAACUGAAAGGCAAAUGCUCAGUCAUGUGAGAUGCCUGGGUUCUGUGCCGCCUUUGUGGUUGAAGCAGGACUUCUUCUUGCAUUGAAAACUGUCUCGCCUGUCCUGGGGUGUGCCUGGAGUAGCGAUUUCCUGAGGAGCUGACCCAGGAUGUUUUUGCUUUAUAGUCUAAAUUCCGUUUAGGCUGUUUGAAUAUUCACUUGAUGGAAGUUGGUUUGCAUGUUUUGUUCUGCACUAGCAGGCUUUUCCAAAACAGCCACCGUUGCUCUCCAUGCCCCACUGCCCCUGCAGCAACCAGUAUUAGCCAUUCAUGUCACAGGACAAGCCGCUAGGGCCACGAGCGUUGAGGAAAAGCAACACAGGUUACUCUUGUCCUGCAUUUUACCACUGCUUCUGAAACCAUCUCCAAGUUAUCAUAGCCGCUUCCCUCCUGCCCUUAUACAAAUGCUCAAGGAACUAAGCAAUUCUCACUAGGGGUCCGGUCAGUAAGCCAGAAACAAACAAAAAUAGUACUGUGUCUGAUGUUUUGUAUAUACUUCAAGGGGACCUUUUCAGAUGGAUGCAUCACCAGGGUAAAAUAAAAUGCUGGUUGCAGUAAAUGAUGACUUUUGAUCAUUUACUGUAGUUCUUUGACUCUGUGCACUUGUAGAGAAGGAGAAGGUGCAUUCCUCACCAAAGAAGUGCUUGUUGUUUCCUAUUAUGUGUUAAAACUUCAUUUGUGGUGUUUGUAUAUUGGCGAGGAUUUUAUGUGAACGAUUAAAGUGAUUUGAGUA
Messenger RNA from Lacerta agilis (Sand lizard), 1735 nucleotides. RefSeq names its product DIRAS family GTPase 3 (gene DIRAS3). The coding region runs from base 398 to 994 and encodes 198 amino acids. The record is from RefSeq and is a predicted model, not a curated record. Gene Ontology annotation, cellular component: plasma membrane. Gene Ontology annotation, biological process: signal transduction. The transcript is spliced from 2 exons. NCBI's taxonomy places the organism in Eukaryota, Metazoa, Chordata, Lepidosauria, Squamata, Lacertidae. Gene Ontology annotation, molecular function: GDP binding; GTPase activity; GTP binding.